Linum trigynum is the source of this 1418-nucleotide messenger RNA. Lineage: Eukaryota; Viridiplantae; Streptophyta; Magnoliopsida; Malpighiales; Linaceae. The record is from the annotation of a GenBank genome assembly.
AAGUCUGAAUUAGGUUUUUUUUCCGAUUUAGAGCCUAUGUGAAGAAGAUCGUUCGCGGUUGCUGUUGUACAUGUUGGAAGUGGUCGACCAGGUCGAAGGUGAGGUCGACCUAAUGUAGCAUUCACCGUCAUCUUUUGUAAUGCGUUCUUUCCACCGUCUAAUUUGAUAUAUUGUUGCGUGCAGAAUUCCAUUCGGUCGGCCGUGACAUCAACCAGGUCGACCUGACGAGACAAUUCUUCAUAUUUGAAUUUAGGGCACAACACUUGGACUUCUGUACUUGCGAGGUAACGAAGAUCAACCCAAGUGGUCGACCUAAUGUGUUUCAAGGUCGACCGUUUCUGUUUGUUUUGGUUAUUCAACCUGAAUGUCGACUUUGUCUUUGUUUGUAUGACUAUGUUGUGCUUGAAAAGGUCGACCGCGCCAGAUAUCUGGUCGACCUAUCCUUUUUUCGCUUUAAUUUUGAACUUACUUUUUGUUGUUAAUUGUUAUUUUUCCUGCUGGAUAGGUUGACCUAGGAAGAACAAAGGUCGACCUCAACGGUUGUGGUAGUCACUAUUUGUCUUCCAGGUCGACCUAAUACUUUGUCAGUUCGACCACGUCUUUGUUUUUUGGUCAAUUGUAGAAAUUUGUAGUUGAAUUAUGAUUUGAAGUUUUCUUUAAAUUGUUUAGACGAUGACGCAUGAUGAGAGACUGCAUCAAGAUUUGGGUGAAAUCAUGAAAUUGUUGAAAGCCACACAAGAGAAGCUGGUGGUGUCUCAAACACAAGUCAAUGACUUUCAGAAGUCCAUGCGUGAUAGAGUGGAGCAAUUGUCAGUUCGACUGACAGAUAUGACUGGGAUGAUGCAUGACGGGUUUGAGAGGCUAGAAGGUGUUAUCAAAGAUAUAAGUGCAGAACGAAUGGAGAAUGGCGAAAGAGAUGGUAAAGGAAAGAAAUUUGACUUUGGUAAAGAGGAGGAAGAACAUGAUGACUCUGAAAAUUGCUACCAGAGCAUAGACGAUUUAUUGAAAGAGCACAUUUUAAAGGUAUCCAAGUAUAUUCAUAUGUGAUUGAAGAUAUUAGUAUUACUAUCAUUAGUGCUAAUUUGUUUUGUUUAUAUGUUUGACAGAGUGAAACAACGAAUGGCAGCAAGGGUUCCUCUCCUAAGUACAAGAGACCGCGAUAUGAAAGUGACUCCUACACCACUCCACAGAAGGAUCAAUUUGUAAGAAAAGGAUUAUUUAGUGCUGAUAGCAAUGAAGAUGAAUCUAAGAGUCCUUUCGAAAAGCAUGGGGUAAGUUUACGUUACAUAUUCAUUUAUAAUGUGUGUUUGUGUUCAUAUGUUACUUUAAUUUUAACUAAGAUUUGUAGGUCAUUGAUGCAAUAUCGACUAGCACGAUAUUUAAUUCCCGUGGUCCAAAAAUGAAGAUUCAAAUUCGAC